AAGAAGCAAAAUCCUCGAAAAAUAAAUAAGAAAAAAUGAAACUUUAUUUUUCUUACGGGGAGAGAGAUUAGACCAACUUAAGCUUAGAUUUUUAGAUUGAAAUUAACGGCUGAGAUCACUUUCCCUUUUUGUUUGAUCUCUCUCUCUCUCUCUCUCACUUCGAAUUCCGCCUCUCCAUGUUUGAGUUUUGAAUACACCUCUCUCUCUCUCUAUUUCGAUUUGUGUUCUUCUUCUUCUUCGUCGUCGUCGUCGUCGUCUGGAUUCACAGCGUCGUCUUAAUUACUUGGAUUUCGUGGAUCUGCCAAAGUGUGAGGCUUACUCAUUGUAGCAUUGUGCUAUGCUUAUGAUCAUUUGUAACAACAUCAAAGAAACUGACUUUGUGGUGUGUCGUCAUAUUGCUUUCUUUGCUAACUAUGAAGCGUGAGAUGAAAGCACCUAUUACCCCACAAGAGAGUUUCCAAAGCGAACUUAAAGGGAAACACGGGAGAACAUCUGGCCCUGCAAGACGAUCCACCAAAGGACAAUGGACUCCUGAAGAGGACGAUGUCUUGUGCAAAGCUGUUGAGCGUUUUCAAGGAAAGAACUGGAAGAAGAUAGCUGAAUGUUUUAAGGAUCGGACUGAUGUCCAGUGUCUUCAUAGAUGGCAAAAAGUCUUGAACCCGGAGCUUGUGAAAGGACCGUGGUCAAAAGAGGAGGAUAACACUAUAAUUGCUCUGGUUGAAAAACAUGGGCCAAAGAAAUGGUCUACUAUAUCUCAGCAUUUACCUGGUCGCAUAGGGAAACAAUGUAGGGAAAGGUGGCAUAACCAUCUUAACCCUGGGAUCAAUAAAAAUGCAUGGACUCAGGAAGAGGAACUGAUUCUUAUUCGUGCACAUCAAAUUUAUGGGAAUAAGUGGGCAGAGCUAAUGAAAUUUUUGCCAGGAAGGUCAGAUAAUUCGAUAAAAAAUCACUGGAACAGCUCAGUUAAGAAGAAGUUGGAUUCCUACUAUGCAUCAGGUCUUUUAGAUCAGUGUCAAAGCUCGCCAUUAAUUGCUCUUCAGAACAAAUCUAUCGCUCCAUCUCCCUCGUGGAUGCACAGCAGUGGAGAUGAAGGUAAUUCAAGGCCAGGGCUUGAUGCUGAAGAAUCGGAAUGCAGCCAAGCUUCAACUGUUUUCUCACAGUCAACCAAUGAUUUCCAAGAUGAGGUUAAACCUGGAAAUGAGGAAUUUUACAUGCCUGAAUUUCAUUCAGGAGCAGAGCAGAAAAUCUCAAAUGAUGCUGCAGAACCAUACUACCCUCCUUUUGAAGAUGCCAAAAUUGUUGUCCCAGAAAUUUCUUGUGAAGCAGAAUGCUCAAACUCUCACAAGGUUAGAACUACCACAGCUACGGAGGAUCAAUUGAAGGGUGUAUCUAAUGAUGCCAAACAGGACCUCGAUCUAGACUUGUUGACCCAUAACAUGAACAACGACGGAAAAAAUCAAGCUUUUCAAAGUUCAGUAAGAUUAAGUGAUCAACCUUCUUUGCCAAACUCAGAGACAGAUCCAGAAGCUCAAACUUUGAUCACGGAUGAGGAGUGUUGUAGGGUUCUUUUCCCAGAUACCAUGAAAGAUAGCUGUACAUCUUCUGGUGAGCAAGGUCGGAAUAUGAUUGAACCUCAAAAGGGCAAAGGAUCUAUUUGUUCCCAGUCUGCAGAAACCCUUGUUCAUGAAACUGGAAAACUUCCAGCUUUAUCCUGGCAUCCUUCAAGUUCAGAGGGCCUGGCGGUUCAUAAUUGUGUCCCCUUAUUAGAUACUGGAUUAGAACGUAAGCCUGAUACAAAUGAUGGUUUCAUCGACACUGAUGGACAUAUAACUUCCCAUGGAAAUGAUGAUAAUGAUGGUAUCCCAGAACAUCAGGGGCUGUCAUAUGUUCCCAAGGAUUCUUUGAAGCUAGUACCUCUUAAUAGUUUUUCUUCUCCUUCUAGAGUGAACAAGAUUUAUUUUCCUAUCGAUGAUAAGCCAGCUGAAAAAGACAAAGGAGCUCUUUGUUAUGAACCGCCACGUUUUCCAAGUGCCGAUAUUCCUUUCUUCAGCUGUGAUCUUGUACCAUCAAAUAGUGACUUACGGCAAGAGUACAGUCCCUUUGGUAUCCGCCAGUUGAUGAUUUCUUCGAUGAAUUGUACAACUCCGUUAAGGUUAUGGGAUUCACCGUGUCACGAUAGGAGCCCUGAUGUCAUGCUUAAUGAUGCUGCCAAAAGUUCAAGUAAUGCACCAUCCAUCUUACAGAAGCGGCAUCAUCAUCGAGACUUGCUGUCACCUGUACUUGAUAGAAGAAAAGACAAAAAGCAUAAAAGGGCUGCGACUUCCUCCUUGGCUAAAGAUUUUUCAUGCUUAGAUGUACUGCUUGAUGAAGGAGAUGAUUGCAUGUCCUCUCGUCCGUCAGAAUCUCCUGAAAAUAAAAAUAGAUGCGCCUUCCGUUCCGAAGCCAAAGAUAUUAGAUAUGCUGCAUCAGGUCAGUCAGAUCAAGAAAUGAUUCCUAGAGAUGAGGAACCAAAGGAAACCUUAAAGUCAAGUGGAGUGACUUCUAUGCAAAAUGAAAAGGGAUGUAAUGAAGGUGGUGCUUCAGCUAAAAAUGAUCAAGAAACUUCUGGAAGUUUGGUUGAGAUACGACUGUUUUCACCUGGUAUGACUGGAUGUAGAUCCGAUAGCAAAGUUAAUACAAGUGCGAAAGAUCUAUCAAACCAGCACAAAUGCUCAUUAGGUGAUAUUCCAACUGAUGAAAUCUCAUCAGAACCUCCAUGCACAGUAGACUCUUCUCCUUUAUCAGCAUUCGAUAAAAUUAACUCUGCAGGGACCAGCUUUGAUAUUGAAAACUUCAGCAUAUUUGAUGGAACUCCGUUUAGAAAACUCCUUGAUACCCCAUCACCUUGGAAAUCUCCUUUACUCUUUGGUUCUUUCUUGCAAAGUCCAAAGUUGCCUCCAGAAAUUACAUUUGAGGAUAUUGGGUGCUUUAUGAGUCCCGGGGAGAGAAGUUAUGAUGCCAUAGGACUGAUGAAGCAUUUGAGUGAACACUCAGCUACGGCAUAUGCAGAUGCCUUGGAAGUUUUAGGUAAUGACACACCUGAAACAAUACUCAAGAAGAGACAGCUAAACAAGUCUAUUCAAGGGAAAGAAAAUCAUCACCUUUCUCACGAUCAGCUUGGAAACCGAUCCCAGGUGGAGCGUCGCACCUUAGACUUCAGCGAUUGUGGGACACCAGGGAAAACAAUGGUAUCCGCAGCUUCUCCGGGAGGCUAUUCAAGUCCAUCAUCUUACCUUUUGAAGAGUUGCAGAUAGGAAAGAAAGGCUGGUUUUGUUCAUAAAGCUCUGAAGGGACAUUCAUUCCCGCCUUCAAUUUUUUGAUCCCGUAUGUGUAUGUCUAAUUUUCUUGUUUCUAAUUUUUCAAUGUGUAGCUCUGUCAACUCUGGACAUGAUACUGUUGAUUAUAUAGCGGAAAAGUAACUCGUUCUCAAGAAAUUAACUCUGUAUUCCAAAAGUUCACAUCCUCA
Molecule: messenger RNA, 3505 nt
Organism: Camelina sativa (false flax)
Lineage: Eukaryota; Viridiplantae; Streptophyta; Magnoliopsida; Brassicales; Brassicaceae
Product: transcription factor MYB3R-1
Biological process (GO): regulation of DNA-templated transcription
Cellular component (GO): nucleus
Molecular function (GO): DNA-binding transcription factor activity, RNA polymerase II-specific; RNA polymerase II cis-regulatory region sequence-specific DNA binding
Source: RefSeq, a predicted model, not a curated record